GGCGGGGAUUGGGCGGGUUGAGUCACGUGGCGCGGCUGCGGCGGUGUCACGUGACGGCGGGAGCGCCCUUCCCCGAUGCGGGGUCCCCUCCUUGCGGCCGCCGGCGCUGCCAUGGGUGGCACGGGGGGUCCCCUGGCCCGCACCAUCCGUGCCAAGCUGACCGCAGCCCUCCAACCCACCCACCUGGAGAUUCGGGAUGACUCCCCCCUCCACGGGGGUCCCCCCGGAGCCGAGACUCAUUUCGGGGUGCUGGUGGUGAGCGGGCGCUUCGCGGGGCUGCCGCCGCUGCAGCGGCACCGCCUGGUGCACGAGGCGCUGCGGGCCGAGCUGGCCGGGCCCCUGCACGCCCUGCAGCUCACCGCCCGCACCCCCGAGCAGUGGCAGAGCGACCCCCAAAACCCCCCCGCGCCCCCUUGCCUGGGGGGGUCCAAGAGGGAGAAGAGACGCGGCGCCCGGGAGGAGGAGGAGGAGGAGGAGGCGGGGAAACAGUGACGGCUCUGGGAGAGCCCCGGGAGCAGCGUGGGGCUGCCGGGACCCCCCCCCCAAAAAAUGUGUGGAGCUCACGGGACCCCCCCCAAGAACAACAGGAUCCCCCCAGGAACAGCGCGGAGCUCAUGGGACCCCCCCCAGGAACAACAGGACCCCCCCAGGAACAGCGUGGAGCUCAUGGGACCCCCCCCAAGAACAACAGGACCCCCCCAGGAACAGCGUGGGACUGCCAGGACCCCCCCCAGGAACAACAGGACCCCCCCAGGAACAGCGUGGAGCUCAUGGGGCCCCCCCAGGAACAGCGUGGAGCUCAUGGGACCCCCCCCAAAAACUGUGUGGAGCUGCCAGGACCCCCCCAGGAACAGUGGGGGGCUCCUGAGACCCCCCCAGGAACAGCGUGGAGCUCAUGGGACCCCCCAGGAGCAACGUGGGACUCGCAGGACCCCCCCCAAGAGCAACAGGACCCCCCCCCAGGAACAGCGUGGAGCUCAUGGGACCCCCCCCCCAGGAACUUGGUGGGGCUGCCAGGACCCCCCCAGAAACAACAUGGGGCUCCUGGGACCCCCACCCCGGUGUCAGCAUUGGGAGGGGGCAAAAAUAAUGGGGGUCACCCCCCCCCCAGUCCCUCCCACAGCCCCCCCAGGCUGGACCCACCCAGCACCCCCUCCCUGGUGGGGAUUUUUGGGGUGUCCCUCCCUUUGAAUCUGAAUUAAUUUAAAUAAAUGUGUUCUGUGGGCA
Messenger RNA from Haemorhous mexicanus (house finch), 1227 nucleotides. RefSeq names its product bolA family member 1 (gene BOLA1). The transcript has 2 exons. The coding region runs from base 76 to 492 and encodes 138 amino acids. The record is from RefSeq and is a predicted model, not a curated record. Lineage: Eukaryota; Metazoa; Chordata; Aves; Passeriformes; Fringillidae. Gene Ontology annotation, cellular component: mitochondrion.